This is a messenger RNA of Sclerotinia trifoliorum, 2248 nucleotides long. Lineage: Eukaryota; Fungi; Ascomycota; Leotiomycetes; Helotiales; Sclerotiniaceae. The record is from the annotation of a GenBank genome assembly.
UGCCGCCGUGAAUGCAUCCUUUGCUUUUGAACAUCACCACAAUCAAUUUUCAUCCAAUCUAGUUCAAGCUUUAUGACUAACAUGCAUAAGCUUUUAAUCAUGUUUCUAUCCGUUUUUGAACUUCCCCUCCAAAGGGAAGUUUCACAAACAAUAAAUCUUCAUUGAUUCAAGGAUGAUGGGAAUAUUUGCUUUCUUUUUCUCUGUAUGUAGGUAGAUUGCAUCCCUAAUACCCAUCAGUUCAUCUGAUGAUAUGGGAUUAGUUCCAUUCUUUACAUUUAUAUAAGUAUCUUUCUCUUGGCCAGUGAUUGAGUUCAUCGUUCAACAGACACUUUUUUCUUUACUAUCACAUUCAUUUAUACAGUCCUCGGUGACUAUCUACAUUCAUUACUUCAUUGAUUGAAGAAAUUUUUCAAGCGCUCUUUUUUUCACUGCACACAUUUUAAAAUCUUCGUCCAUUACUAUCAUCAAUUUCAAAUUCUUAUCAUCAAAAAUGUCUUUCUCUAAGAUGGCUGUUGUGGCUGGUGCCGCUUUCAUCUCUGGUGUUGCAGCACAUGGACGUGUUCAAGGUAUCGUCGCUGAUGGCGUCUGGUAAGUAAAGAUGAAAGAAAGUUUCGGGAAAUAAAAGCUUAUAUUUCAAUAGGUAUGAAGGUUAUAAUCCAUCUUUCCAAUAUGACCAAGUCGCUCCAGUAGUUGCUGGGUGGUCUGAUCCAUCUGAUUUGAGCAAUGGAUUUAUUUCACCAGAUGCUUAUGGUACAUCUGAUAUCAUUUGUCAUUUGAGCGCUACCAAUGCUAAAGGAUAUGUCAAUGUUACUGCCGGUACUGAGGUUAACUUGCAAUGGACUACUUGGCCAUCAUCUCACCACGGACCAGUUCUUGGUAUGUUUAUAUUGAACCUUAUUAAAUAUAAUUUUAACUAAUGAAUCGCCCCAGACUACCUUGCGGCAUGUACCGGAAAUGAUUGCACAACCGUAGACAAGACCACCCUCAAAUUCUUCAAGAUAGACGGUGUAGGACUUAUCGACGAUACCACCAUUCCAGGUACAUGGGCAUCAGAUCAACUAAUCGAAAAUAAUUCCUCCUGGUCUGUGACCAUCCCAGAAUCAUUAGCACCAGGUGGAUACGUUCUUCGACACGAAAUCAUCGCUCUCCAUUCCGCCGGACAAGCAGAUGGAGCACAAAACUAUCCACAAUGCGUUAACCUGUGGGUAUCAGGAACUGGAACCACCACGCCAGCUGACUCGGAUACCACUCUUGGUACAGCUCUCUAUACCGAGACUGGUGCGGGUAUAAGCGUUGAUAUUUAUGCUUCCAUCGCUUCAUAUGCAGUUCCUGGUCCUACUCAAUGGGCUUCCGCUACUGCUUCUGUAGCUCAAGGUACAUCUGGAGCCGUAGCCACUGGAGCCGCACCCGUCUCAUCAGAAGCUUCCUCCGUAGUCGCAUCAAGCGCAUCUAUUUCAAGCGCCUCAACUUCCGCUGCUGUUAUUGCUUCUACUUCUGCUCAGUCUCAGUCUCAGUCCACUAGUACAGCAAUUAUCGCGUCUUCUUCCUCUUCUAGCAAGAAAUCUUGCACCAAAAAAGUCUCCUCUACAUUAGCUGUUUCACCGGUCGUUACUUCAGCCCCGGUCCCUACUGCUUCGUCAAAUGUCAUCACUAUGAUUACCGACUAUGUUACAGUUACCGAUGUUGUGACUGUUACCGUUACUGCUUAAAUCUUUUAAAAGCUUGACUUGACGUUUUCUUAACCAAAGGCCUUUUGAUGAUAUUUGAUGGUUUUUUGUUUUUUUGGGGUGGUGGGAUGGGGAGGAGUUACCCGUUUAUAUAUUACCAUUUAGAUUCAACUCCUAACGCCGGCUUCCUGCUGGAGUGGUAGUAUUAUCGUUUCCCAUUUUCGUAGUGUUAACUAGAGGGGAGAAACGUUUUCUGUCUAUCUGGUAUAGUGUCGGAAUGGAUUUAUAAAUGAUUAACUCAUGGAAUAUAUUGUAUAUAUGUCAAGUAAAACACAAAUACAAAUAUAAACUUAUAUAAAUACUCCUUUCUCUUUAUACUUGUUAUUUAAAUCUUAUAUUUGAAUUUGAUAUAUUUUAUACUUCAGAUAUGAAUUUCUUUAAAAUAUAAUAUAUUGUUUUUUUUUAAAUUAUUAUAUAUUUAUCUUUUUAUUAUAUUAGAUUAUUAUAGAAUUUCUUUUUUAUAUAAUUAUUAACUUAUUAAAUAUUUUUAAAUUUAAAAUCUAAUACAUUUUUAAAUUUAA